This is a messenger RNA of Oryza brachyantha (malo sina), 972 nucleotides long. RefSeq names its product methyl-CpG-binding domain-containing protein 1-like. Gene Ontology annotation, molecular function: DNA binding; zinc ion binding. NCBI's taxonomy places the organism in Eukaryota, Viridiplantae, Streptophyta, Magnoliopsida, Poales, Poaceae. The record is from RefSeq and is a predicted model, not a curated record. The transcript has 2 exons. Bases 218 to 745 code for a protein of 175 amino acids.
AAAUUCCUCUUCGCAGUUCGCACCCUCGUAUCUUCUCUCCGUCCUCUCUUCCCCGCACAGCCGGCCGGCGAGCUCCGCCCCUCCGCGAGCCGUGGACGGGCUUCCUUGCGGCAGUCCCAGGACGGGCUUCUCCUCCUACCGCCUGCGCUGAUCUCCCGCGAGCAGGGGCGCUGUCUUCCUCGGAUCGGAAAAAUUCUUUUACUUGAUAUAUAUAGUAAUGAAAGGUAACCUUAUUUUGAGAAAACGAGGUUCCUCCACAGAUUCCAUUGGCAUGUAUGCAGUCCAAUGUUGUGAGUGUCACAAAUGGCGCAAGGUUGACACAAAAGAUGAGUUUGAAACAAUUCGUGAGAACUUCACUGAGGAGCCAUGGUACUGCAGUAGGAGACCUGACUGCUCGUGUGAAGACACUGCUGACAUUGAGUAUGAUAGCAGUCGUAUCUGGGUCCUUGAUAAGCCUAACAUACCAAAGCCUCCAGCAGGAACUGAGAGACUAGUGAUUAUGAGAGGUGAUUUGUCUAAAAUGGAUACCUACUAUGUCAUGCCAAAUGGGAAGCGUGUAAGGUGCACCGCAGAGGUGGAUAAGUUCCUUGAGGCCAACCCAGAGUACAAAGAUCACUUUUCAGCUGAAAGCUUCAGCUUUACAACACCCAAGAUUGUUGAGGAAACUGUUUCUCACAGCUCUGUGUGGAAGUCUGGGAAGGCUAAGAAGCAGGACAGGAUAAAUGCUUCAAGCAAUAAACACUAAUUUAUUUGGGAACGAUAAGGCAUAUGCUAUGCUUGGGUGAUGCUUAUCUCAGGUUGUGAUGCUACCAUCAUCUACUUUGCAGGGUGGUCAAAAUCUGUUUAUAUUUGCACUUUAAAUCUGUUCAAUCUCUGUGAUCUGUGUUAUGAUGCUCAGAACCUGUUCUCUGUAUUAACUCUUCGGAAAACUUUCAGAUGGAUGAGAAGGUCUGUGAUUAUGCUGUCCAUAAC